GAAAGCAGAAAUAUAAUAUCGCACCAGUAAUAUGAGUUUUAAAGAUUUCAAGUGGACUCGAACUGGUUGGCCAGUAGGUGGCAGCAUAAGGAGUAACAAACGAGACACCUCAAUACUUGUAUUAUAUCUCUCACGCACCGUGCGUUCGUCAAUGACAGUCAUGGAAACGACGUUAGACUUGGCGACUCUAUAAAUUGCCGUGACCGUCGGAAUUCUUCCCCUUUGCGACUCGACUUUUGAAGGACACGCCUGAAAGAGCCUUAACAGCCCCGGAAGGUUUGAACUUGUUGAUAAAGUCUACUUUGCAAAACUCGCUGAAGAAGCACUUGCUGAAGCACUUGCUGACGAAGCCUGUGGUUGAAAAACCUGCGAAAGAUGGAUCCUGGUCAGGACAAGCACCAGCAGGGUGACCACCCGGAAGUUUCUGAAGACAAGGAAGAGGAGUCACACUGGACUUCACCCCCAGUCUCGGUGAACAGUACUACCAGCUCCAGUGAAGAUGAGGUUGGUAAUAACAAUACUAGCAGCUCCAGUACUAGCAGUUCUAGUAAUAGCAACUCCAGUACUAGCAGCUCCAGUACUAGCAGUUCUAGUAAUAGCAACUCCAGUACUAGCAGCUCCAGUGCUAGCAACUCCAGUGGCAGCGGUACUAGCAGCUCCAGUACUAGCAGCUCCAGUACUAGCAGCUCCAGUACUAGCAGUACUAGUAGCAGCAGCUCUAGUAGUAGUUGUACUAGCAGCUCCAGUGAAGACGAGGUUGGUAAUGACUGUACUACCGGCUCCAGUCCGACAGUGGACCGUUCUUACGCUGUGUUAGAGCUGCUUGAGAUUCUUCCUCUAAAAUUUAAAUACACAUGGGAUACCAGGAUGGCUCAGAAGCCUCAAGAGCCCAUUUUGCGUCUACAGGACUCCAAACAAACUGGGACCUCUCAACCUUACCAGGUAGGUUUGGAAGAGAACGCGGGUCUUGUGACAUCUGUGACUGGCAUGAACAGGAAGAGGACAAAGGCCAGUGAUGCUGAAGAGGAGUCCCGCGCCAAGAAGACAAGGCACAGUGUUGGUGAAGAGGAUCCCGUUUCGUCAUCCCCUGUCAGCAGUCCCUCACAAUCCAUGGCGCAUGAGGAUCCCCUUUGGUCAUCCCCUUUCCUCAGUCCCUCAUGUAUAAUGGAACAUGAGGAUCUUGAUUGGUCAUUCCCUGUCAUCAGUCCCUCACAGUACAUAAUGCAUGAGGAUCCUUUUCUGUCAUCCACUGUCUUGUGUCCCUCACCAUUGGAUUUAAUUUUGGAGGAUCCUAUUUUGCCACCCUCCAUUUUCAGUUCUUCACCAAUACCAUAUGAAGAUCACAUUCUGUUUUUCCCUGCCAUCAGUUCCCCACAAAGUCUAGGUUUGAAAGAGGAACUGGGUCAUGUGACAUCUUCGACCUGCAGAAAGAGGACAAAGGGCAGUGAUACUGAAGAGGAGCCCCCUGGCAAGAAGACUAGGCACAGUGUUGUUGAAGAGGAUCCUGUUCUGUCAUCCCCUGUCAUUAGUUCCUCACAGUACAUAUUGCACGAGGAUCCUUUUCUGUCGCCCACUGUCUUAAGUCCCUUACCAUUGGAUCCAAUUUUUGAGGAUCCAAUUUUGCCAGCCUGGGUCUUCAGUCCUUCAACUACAUUGGCAUUUGAGGAUCCCAUUCUGUCUUUCCCUGUCCUUGGUUUCUCACCAUCAGCACAUGGCAAAGAUUCAACUUUGUCAUCCCCUGAAGACUGUAUCUGGGUGGAGUCUGAAGAGGACAUAGAAGAGGAACCAAUACCAUCAACAGCUGGGAUUGGACCAGACGGAAUUAGAGUAAGAAAGAGUUUCAGACAAGCGUGGUUUAGACCUCACUACAACUUGUCAAGUGACUCUGAUUAGAUUGGGAUCUUGAAAAACUGAAGCCCUACCUGAGAAGUCCCAUUAGGAUAUCAUCCUUUCUUGGUUGUCUUUGUUAAAGCCAAUGGCUUUCUAGCAGGACCGAGGACGCCUUAGGUAGCGUUUUGCGCCGGGGCUUUUCUUUAUCCCACUGCUAGAUUUUUUAUUUUAGCUGUUAAGGAUUCUAGCAGGACCGAGGACGCCUUAGGUAGCGUCUUGCGCCGGGGCUUUUCUUUAUCCUGCUGCUAGAUUUUUUUACCUUAGCUGUUAAGGAUUCUAGCAGGACCGAGGACGCCUUAGGUAGCGUUUUGCGCCGGGGCUUUUCUUUAUCCCGCUGCUAGAUUUUUUAUUUUAGCUGUUAAGGAUUCUAGCAGGACCGAGGACGCCUUAGGUAGCGUCUUGCGCCGGGGCUUUUCUUUAUCCCGCUGCUAGAUAUUUUAUUUUACAUGUUAAAGAUUCGGGCUGGACAGGCAAUGCUGACUUUUUUUGCUGUUAAUCAAUGAAUGACUGAAUGCUGUAGGACACUAAUUUAAAUUUAUGACAAAGACCACACUGUUGAACAAAAAUCACUAAAAGGAGUCGGACAUGGCUGGUGCGUAAAAGAUAAACGCUAAAAGGAAUAAGACAACGCUACAGGAUUAAUACUAAUCUAAAACAAUCUUGCUGGGUAAAAAUCAAACCUCAAAACUAUUAAGACAACGCGGCUCGGGAGACUGGAAUCAGUACAGUACAACACUGCUGCAAACUAAACUCUUUAAAAUUUUAAGAACGUUUCUGACAGUUCUGAUUUUUAAGACAUGAAAAAACAAAUGGAGACACAGUAUAAUCGGUUGAGCUCUGGUAUAAACGGAUUGAAACAGCGGUUUUAAAGUUAUAACCAUUCUGGUCUGGACACUAUAUAAUCCACACAGUGACGCAAAUUUACGUAUGAAAUAACAACGGCAGCGACAGUAAAAAUGGAAGUUAAUUCAAAUGUUCAAGAGGAAGAGAGAAAUAGGCAGGACCUUUGGAUCCCAGAUAUGAACUGUUGAUCCAUGGAUCAAUCAUUUGGUGGCUGGAUUCCUAAACCUUCAAGUCCACAUGUUAAAAUGUCGUUUAAACUCGUUCAUAAUGGUUUUAAAGGUUGGUAAUGUUGCUGGGUGUCAAACCUAAAAUUUCUUAGGAAUGAGAAGAGAUAAUGCUUUUUGGGGCAAAUUCAUCUCUAAAGACGGAGACAACGCUUCUGCGGGCAAAUGAAAUCUUUUAAGUAAUGAGAAAUUUUAAUCUUUUAGUACUAAUAUGAUGUCACGGUGGACAAAAUAAAAUGUAGAGGAAUUAAAACAACACGCGUAGAACAAAUUAAAAUCUUUAAGAGAUAAAUAUUUGGUUAUGGCUUGGUCCAGUGACUUGGACCACCAUUGAUAUAUUCUGAGGACCACCUUUCAGGUAAAGACAAAAGUAAGUAUCAGUCCCAGACAGAGCAGCUGGCAGUGAUACUGCUUCUUCCUGUGCUUCUGUCUCAGUUUUCCUCUGUACUCUCCCAUGUUCCAGGGUGUAGUAGCGGUGCUUCCCCACAUGGUGCUCUCUAACAUAGUAAAUUGUUCUCACCUGUUCCUCCAUUAAUCCACUCUCCCAGUUCUUCUCUUUCAGGUUUUAGCUGCUCAUCGCUGGAUUCUUUCGUGGUUCUCCAUGUGGUUCCUGCUUGUUGGAUCUCCUGAGCCUGGAAUCCUCCACCUUCAACACCGUCAGUCAGGUGGAGGAAGAUAAGAGAACCUAGUUGGCGAAAAAAAGUAAGAACGUUUCUAUCUACUAAACAUGACGAAACAUUUCAGAUGGAGCUGAGUUGAGCUGAAAGUUACAAACUGGUUGUUUGCUGUCCAUGAUUAUUUUCCUCUUUAACUCUUUUGUCUUUUCUCUAUUUCAUUUUUCCGUCAACUCAUGUCACAUGACCUGAGUUGACCAACAAUUAAAGCAGAAGACCUGCUCCACCUGCUGUUCUACUGGUUGGAAGAGAUUGUGGAAAAGCAUCAGCGAGACAAGACAACAACUCUUGACCAACGAGGAGAAAGAAGACACAUAGGACUGAGGAGACGCUAAAAAUCCUGCUGGAAAACCAGAGAAGAUGUUUCCUGAUGAUACAGGGGGGGCAGCUGAGGACAGGACAGCAUAAAGAGAGAGAGAUCAUGUGAAGUUGGAUCUCCUGAAACUGGAAUCCUUCACCUUCAACACCAGCAGUCAGGAGGAGGAAGAUAAGAGAACCCAGUUGACAAAAAAACUGAGCUUUGAUGAACUUUGUGCUGAUGGACGGAGGGUCAGGAAUAGAGCAGAGGACCUGCUGAUCUACUGGUUCUAGUAGAUUUUAUAGAUGCAUGACUGAAACAAGUCAACAGCACUGGACCAAUGAGGAGAGAGAAGACAGAGAACUGAGGAGACAGAAAAUCCUGCUGGAAAUCCAGAGAAGUUUCCUGAUGGAUCAGGGGGAACAGCUGAGGGCGGGAUGCAGAAUAAAGAGACAGAGAUCAUGUGAAAUUCAAGGAUGGCCUUUCAACCCUGGAUGUCAUUUAUGCUUUGGAGCUUCAUGCUCCUGUGUUCAGGCCUUUUAUUUGCACAAAUGUGGAAAAGCUGACAUCACAAAUGUUAGAGGAAAUCUUUGAGGUUCAGCUCAGUGAAAAUAGCAGCACCAGACGACAAGAAGAAACCAGACUGCUAGGAUUCUCUUGAGACAGACCAAACCUCACUUUCCUGUUCAAACACUGUCAAGAUACCAAAACCCAAGACACCAUCAGUUCCAAAAAAAGACAUGGACUUUGGAAUACAAAACUCUUUGGACUUUAUUAAGUUCAAAUACAGAAUCAUAAAACACAAAUGUGGAUGUUGGCCUGUGAAGGCAGAUGUUCUGCUCUGUUCAACUGUCACUACCAACUGUUAUGACUAUUGUUGAAAACUGUAUUUACAUGUAAACAUUAGAAAUGAAAAUUUAUGUCAUCAAAAAUUGUUACAAUAAAAAGUGACAUACUAUUAA
Messenger RNA from Gambusia affinis (western mosquitofish), 4891 nucleotides. RefSeq lists its product as uncharacterized. The coding region runs from base 376 to 1893 and encodes 505 amino acids. The record is from RefSeq and is a predicted model, not a curated record. NCBI's taxonomy places the organism in Eukaryota, Metazoa, Chordata, Actinopteri, Cyprinodontiformes, Poeciliidae. The transcript has 8 exons.